Messenger RNA from Lodderomyces theae, 465 nucleotides. RefSeq lists its product as uncharacterized. The transcript has a single exon. Bases 1 to 465 code for a protein of 154 amino acids. Lineage: Eukaryota; Fungi; Ascomycota; Pichiomycetes; Serinales; Debaryomycetaceae. The record is from RefSeq and is a predicted model, not a curated record.
AUGACAAUAUUUGUUAGCUCAAGAAGUACCCCUAUAGGGUAUAGCACCCCAGAUUUCCCAUCCAUAUAUUGGCCAUUAGGAGCCACUAGACCAUCAUACUUGAAAGCAUUUCUAUACUAUUCAUGGGAUAUUUGGAGAUUUACCGUUUUUUGGUCGUUGAUACUCUCAGGGGGUCUUUACUUUGUUGUUGGCGUCAUAGGUUGCUGCAAUAGUAUACUCAAUAGCUACCGACACAAUACACUUCAGAGUUUCAAAGUUUUCAGUUGUGGGUUUAUAUUGGUGUUUUACUUGUUUACAGGUUUAUUGAAAGGGUUUGUUGGUGGAGCAAUAAUCGGAGUCAUUAUUGCUGCUAUCUACCAGGCAGGAAAUUUGACCAUGAGUUGUUGGAUUCCAUUGACAUGGGCUAUUGCACAAGUAUUGUAUGAUAUUGCGUCGUCGUAUCUGAUUAGCUCAGUGAUUCUAUAG